Molecule: messenger RNA, 2663 nt
Organism: Enhydra lutris kenyoni (northern sea otter)
Lineage: Eukaryota; Metazoa; Chordata; Mammalia; Carnivora; Mustelidae
Gene: GPR146
Product: G protein-coupled receptor 146
Exons: 2
Coding region: 137-1138 (333 amino acids)
Biological process (GO): G protein-coupled receptor signaling pathway
Cellular component (GO): membrane
Molecular function (GO): G protein-coupled receptor activity
Source: RefSeq, a predicted model, not a curated record
GUGGUGGUGGUGGUGUGUGUGCUGAGAAGCACAGGAUCCUCCCUGUCGUCCAUGCUGCCGUGUUGUUCACGGGGUCUGCGGUCCAGGCGCACAGACACGGGGCGCUUAGGAUAGAGCCCAGCCUGCCGCCACCGCCAUGUGGAGUUGCGGCCCACUCAACGGCACGGGUGGCACUGAGGACCACAGCCUCUGCCAGCACUUCCACCUGGUCCUGUCCCUCUUCUCUCUGCUCUACCUGGUCAUUGGCGUCCCCAUCGGCCUGGGCUACAAUGCCCUGCUCAUCCUGGUCAACCUGUAUGAUCAGAGCAGCAUGACCAUGCCCGAUGUCUACUUCGUGAACAUGGCUGUGGCAGGCCUGGUGCUCAGCGCCCUGGCACCCGUGCACCUGCUGGGCCCCACGGCCUCUGGCUGGGCCCUGUGGGGCUUCAGCAGCGAGGCUCACAUCACGCUGCUGGUGCUGUUCAAUGUCUCCUCCCUGGUGACCAUGUACUCCACAGCCCUGCUCAGCCUCGACUACUACAUUGAGCGGGCCCUGCCCCGCACCUACAUGUCCAGUGUCUACAACACCAGGCACGUGUGUGGCUUUGUCUGGGGCGGGGCCCUACUCACCAGCUUCUCCUCCCUGCUCUUCUACAUCUGCAGCCACGUGGCGGCCAGGAUCGUCGAGUGCUCCAAGAUGCAGGACACAGAGGCUGCUGAUGCCAUCAUGGUGUUCAUUGGGUUUCUGGUCCCCACCCUGGCCGUCCUCUAUGCGCUGGUGCUCAUUGCAAGGCUCCGCAAGGAAGACACACCCCUUGACCAGGACACGGGGAGGCUGGAGCCCUCGGUGCACAGGCUUCUGGUGGCCACCGUGUGCACGCAGUUUGGGCUCUGGACACCUCACUACCUGACCCUCCUGGGGCACACGUUGCUAGCCUUGCGGGGGAAGCCCGUGGACGGGCACCACUUGGGGAUUCUGCUCUUUGCGAAGGACCUGUCAAGAUUCCUGGCCUUCUCCAGCAGCUCCGUGAUGCCACUCCUCUACCGUUACAUCAACAGGAGCUUCCCUGGCAAACUCCGGCGGCUCAUCAAGAAAAUGCACUGUGGGCAUCAGAGCUGCUCCCCAGACCAGGUGGGGUUCCAGCAGGUGAUGGCAUAGACAGCCAGUCCCGGGGCCACCACCAGCACUCACUGCGGGGUCACCUAGCCGCUGGCCGAGGGUGCAUGCCCUUGAGGCAUGACCCACCCCCCUUCUCGGGAGACAGGUGACUGACACUUGAGCUGGGUGCCCAGCACCAUGCCGCUGUCUUCCCCAGGAGGUCAAUGAGGCAAGAACAAAGGACAGCACUGGAUGUGUUUUUGCCAAGUCUGCUGUUGUUCCACAAAGGCCUCUCUUACACCAAGGCCACGUUGUUCAAAGCAGCAGGGGCCUGGUGUGAAGGGAAGCUGCGUCAGCCCACCUGCUUCUGCCCAAAGCCCGAGCACGGCUCCAUCCCCGGGGCCACGCCCUCAGCUUCCUCCACACCGGGUCCCAGAACGACGUGAUGACAGUCAAAAGCCAGUAUUUAUACUCUGUCUUGCUACAAUCCUUGAUUCCCUCUUUUACUUUAUUUCUGUCCAUAGAAAGAUUUGACAGAAAAGUCGCAACAGUAUGAAAAUGAAGGAGGCAACACAAAAGAGCACCCUCUUUGGACAGGUGGCGGUUGGCGUGACGGCUGCCGGGUCGCGUCGGGGCAGCGGGGAGCAGAGGCGCACGGUGUCACACACAGAGGUGGUGUCAAGAUGUUUCCCAUGGACAAAGCCAGCGGGGUGGCUGGUCUAAAUCAAGAGUAAAGUAGCUCGUGGUUCUCUCCUUGCCCGUUGAAUGUACCCACUACCCCUGCUGCCCUUGUGGGUGACCUCAGCUGACCUUUAGAGCUCGACUCCCCACUGUGGGCACCAGACGGAACAAUAAAAAUACACCGAAGAGAGGAAAAGGCAGUUAAUGCUGAAGCUGGAAGGGACUGCCCAGGGGAGAGACAGGCCUGGACGACUGAGCCUCGUGGGGCGCAGGGGCGGAGUAUGGGGCUACCACCACCACCUUGCCUGUCAGGUCCUCUGUGGCCUCUGCCACGGGGAGCCCAAAACCUGCCUGGAUUCUUCUACACCGUGGCCCGUAACCAUCAGCUUUACAACUGUGCAAACAGAAGGCCCUGCCCCUCACCCCAUCACAAUACACCCCAGGCCUGCAGCCCCUAACUCCCAACUCUGAAACCCACCAAACUCUAAAAAUGGGAAGAUCUGUUUUUCAGGUUUGCAGCAAGUUCAUUUGGUAGCAAACCCUGACCUCCAGUGGUAGGAGGGCACUUUUCUGCAGAAAGAGGAGGGUGAUUACGGGAGCCCUGCCCCAGCCCUGCUAUCCCAUGGCAUGCAGUACAUGCGGCGUGUUAACUGUGUGCACGCAUGUGCAGAAAACCGGUCCACAGAAGUGGUUUGCUAAAAGGAAAAUCAUAAACAGGCACAUUCCUUAAAAUGUGGUUUAUGUUUCAACCGAAAAUUUCCUGCCAUUUACGGCUACAGAGGAACAGGGCUGGGAAUUGGUAAUAUGGUAACUCCACCCUGCUUUUAGGGCUGUGCAUCCAGAAAAAAAACACCUGCUUUGUUUUUGGUCAUUGCUCGGUAAUGCACCCUAUUUAUUUAUUUAU